This is a messenger RNA of Chrysemys picta bellii (western painted turtle), 1879 nucleotides long. NCBI's taxonomy places the organism in Eukaryota, Metazoa, Chordata, Testudines, Emydidae. The record is from RefSeq and is a predicted model, not a curated record.
AUGUUACCUGGGGUCAAUCCCUUCUGUGCUCACCCCACCCCAUCCUGUGUCUCUCUCCCCCCUGCCCUGUCUUGCAGGCCUGACAAGGGGCUCAGGCUGGCCCCCGUGUCCCCCGCCCACGCCACGCUGCUCAACGACACCUGGAACUUUGGGGGGAACAACUGGAGCCUGCGGUACCUGUGCCUCCUGAUCCGCCACUUCCCCAACGCCUGCCUGCUGGGCCCUGAGGGGACCCCCAUCUCCUGGUGCCUCACCGACCAACUGGCUGCCCUGACGCACGGUUACACCCUCCCGGAGCAUCGCGGCCAGCACCACAUGAGGUCCGUGGUGGGGAUGCUGGCGGCACAGUUGCAUGCCCGCGGCUUCCCUGUUUACACCCGGGUGCUGACCGACAACGAGCCUUCGCUGCACUCCCUGCAACGCCUCGGCUUCCGCAUCCUGCCUGGGGUGUUCUACCGGCUGAUAGUGAGGCCCGGGUUCACCCAGUCCCAGCCAGCCAGUGCCCUGGAUUCGGCCCAGGACCCUGCGCCCAGCUCUCGGGAAGAGCCACGUGCCCAAUAGCACAUAGCAUGGGGGGAAGGGAGAUGAGGACACAGCCUACGGCCCUGCGCCCAGCUCUGGGGGACAGCCAUGCUCUGCCAGCAUGGAGCCCUGGGGGAGGGGAGGAGAUGGGGUUUCAGACCAGGGCCAAGCGGCCAACUCUGGGAAACGGCCACGCUCUGACAGCCACCAGGGGAGCUCAGCUGUCAGCCCUUGGGAAGCCGGGGUCUGGUGGAGGAUACUAGCUCAUGCUCCAUUAUCCCCUGGAGCAGGGCAGAGGCUCAGUAGGGGGCACUAUCCCCUGGCAGUCAGGGCUCAGCAGGAGGUGCUCUCCAUUCACAGUGCUGCCCAGAUGCUCCAUGCUGUGGGCUCAGCAGGGGGCGCUCUCCCGCUCCCUUCCCCAGGCAGUUUGUUGCUCGGCUGGGGCUGUGGUGGGGGGUCCCCUUUCCAGGAGCUGUGCCUGGUCUUGCCAGAGUUUUGGUGCAAGCUCCUUUGGGCCCCAACCACAUAUCGCAGCUGUGGCCCACCCCUUACCGCCCCUGUGGUGAUAGGGGGCAGGUGCUGGCCUUGCACGGUUGCUCCAGGGCCAGCAGGCAGCUGGAAAGCCAGGCCAGGACUUGUGUUUAUGAUGGUGCACUACACAAGGGAGGGGAGCAGCCAUAGGACCCCACCGUAGAGCCCUGCUGGGCCCGAACACAGGGAGGAGCCUCCACUCUUCUCCCUUCCCCCCAGAAUGGACGUCCUCGGCCCUGGGCAGGGGACUUGGGACUGACCUGCCCCCUGCCAGCCCCAGAGCACAGGCUGCUCCUCCCCAUGUAGCUGGGCCCAGCUGUAGCCCCAGUGAGCCGCUGGGUUUGGGGGAGGGGACCCCCCCCCCCGCAGACAUGGCAGGUUCUCCUCCCCCUUGCUGGUAGGUCAGUAGCCGUGUGGAGAGGGGGUGGGGCACUGCGGCUCCUUGAAGCUCUGUUUGGAUUCAAAGCUAAGGGACACAAUCAACUUUCCCCAGAGUUCUGAUUACUUUUAACUUUUAACUCCUGCUUCCAAAACACACAGUGAUUUGAAAAGGAAAACCCAACCUAUGGUGGCUCCCUUUGGCAAAGGGACAGUUCGAUUAUCCAGAGCCACCUGAAGGCUCAGUGUGGGGCACGGUCUUUCUCUCUUUCACUACAGCUCUUAUCUGCUAUCUUGUUACCAAAAAAACCCAGAUUUAAAAUCUUUUCCCAUUCUCCUGGCUUUGACUGCCCCACUGCAGCCACGACUUUGGUCUUUAUUUAAACAGUUUAAAUUUUGUAAAGCAUUGAGUUUCCUCAGGGUUAAAUACCAAAGUUAAACAACGCUA